AUGAGCGACUACAGUGACCCUCAAUUAACCCCAAAUGGAAAGGUGUCCAAAGCGAAAAAGGGGAAACCUGUUCACGUCUGCACAGAAUGUCAAAAGGUGUAUACUAGAGCCGAACAUUUGAGACAUGAAGGCGAAACCGAGCCAGGCCAGGACGACUACCAGCAAUAA
Fusarium pseudograminearum CS3096 is the source of this 168-nucleotide messenger RNA. RefSeq lists its product as uncharacterized. The record is from RefSeq and is a predicted model, not a curated record. Lineage: Eukaryota; Fungi; Ascomycota; Sordariomycetes; Hypocreales; Nectriaceae. The coding region runs from base 1 to 168 and encodes 55 amino acids. The transcript has 3 exons.